Messenger RNA from Panonychus citri (citrus red mite), 3536 nucleotides. RefSeq lists its product as uncharacterized. The transcript has 2 exons. Gene Ontology annotation, biological process: positive regulation of transcription by RNA polymerase II; cytokine production. Gene Ontology annotation, molecular function: protein binding. The coding region runs from base 341 to 1378 and encodes 345 amino acids. The record is from RefSeq and is a predicted model, not a curated record. Lineage: Eukaryota; Metazoa; Arthropoda; Arachnida; Trombidiformes; Tetranychidae.
AACGAUGAUUUAAUUUGAUUGUGAUUUAGAAUAAUUAUUUUUACCCUUUAAUUGGCUUAUUAACCAGUUAGAAUAUUCGAUCGAUUAGUAAAUUUCCAUAUAUUGGCUCUUUGGAACUUGCAAUUGGUCGAAUAGAAUUUAUAAUGUGUUGGUAUUUCCGCGUGGAUUCUGAUAUUCGGUAACCAGUUUCGUCUUUAAUUAUUUUCAUGUUUACUUUUUGAAUUUAAUGUUGAUGAGAAAUUAUUUUCUUUUGAUUUAAAAUCGUAAUUUGAUUGUUCUCUUGUUAUUUACUUUUUUUGUUCGUUGUUACUUAUUACCAAAUUUUUUGCUCUCUUUUCCAAUGAGCGGAUUUAUUUUGAAUCGUGGUAAAUCAUUUGCUGCCAAAUACAAGAAGUUUGAAAGUAAAUCAGAGGAAAAAGAUGAAGUCCAACAACCGCAGCAACUUAAAGGCUGUUCUUCUGGUAGAAUUGGUGUUAUUGAUUGUGAACCUGUUCGAAAAGUUUAUAAUAAAUCGAAGGAUGAUGAAGACGAUGACGAUAUUGUAAUUGAUGUUGGUUUAAGCAGAACAGGAUCAAUGAGCGGAAUCCAUGAACUAAAAACAAAAUCGAAACGAGGAAAGCGUAAUGGUAAAAAAGAAAAGCGUUCAGUCAAAUCGAAAAAACGUGAAACCAUUGAUGUAAAACCUUUUCUCAUGGUUCCCAAAUGUGAAGCCUAUGAAAGUGAUGUAAUGGAUGACGAUAUUAUAUCAGAUUCUGAUGGUUCUGUUUAUACUGAAGGUCACAGUGAAGAAUCAAUUGAACCCGAUUUGGAUAUUACUCUUGUCGACACCAACCAACCAUUGAAAGAAAGGAAAACAGAUACAAUUGAGUUGAAACUAAAAUUCAAUGGAAAAUUCAACAGAUUUACAGUUGAUUAUAAUGAAAGAAUAUUGAGACAUUUAAAUUCUUUUUAUAAAAGUCUUGGUGUUUCCAAAAGAACUCAUGAAUUGGUGAUAACUUAUAACGAUAAAGUUUUAACGUUCAAUGAAUCAGCUAAAUCUCUAGACUUGACCAUUGUCGAUGUAUUAGAAGCUUAUGCCAAGGAAAGAUCUGAACCUCUUGAGAAAACAACGAAAACCAAAGUCCAUCGAGAUCCAAAUUCUAUUGAGAUAAAAGUUCGAAACAAUCAAGAUGGUCGCCAUGAUCAACCUCUAAUCAUUUACCUGGAUAAAAAUGGAACCAUGGAAAAACUAAUGAAACAAUAUGCAGAAAUAAAGAAAUACAAUCUAUCAGAAUUAAUAUUUGACUUUGAUGGUGAAAAAUUGACCGGUGAAGAAACUCCAACUGAUUUAGACAUGGAAAAUGGUUCAUUAAUUGAUGUUCGAAUCAAAAACAAGUGAUCAAACAUUUUAGAAUCCAUGAUGAUUACUCAAACUGAUUAACAUCCAUCAACAAUAAUCGACCAAUAUUGUGAUAUAAAAUUUACACCAACAACUCUUGAAACCAAUUGAUCAACUCAAAUCAAACGUUUCAAGACAAAAGUUUAUAUUGUUAUGAGUUAUACAUAAUAUUCAAUCUGAUUAACUCUUAUUGGAAAAAAAUUUUUCUUUAUAUUUUAUAUAAUCAUAUACACACACACACACUUGAAAAAACAAAUUGUAAUCCCAAUUGAUGAAAUCCUUUCACUCUCAUCAUCACAUUUAUAUAUACAUACAUAAUAUCAAUAGUAUCUAUAUAUUUACCUGUAUAAACUCACAAAGGAAUCAAAUUAUUGUAUCAUUUUCCUUUACAAUUUAUAUAUAUACAUAUUUUACACAAUUAGCAACAGCAUCAACAAUCGCGAACAACAAUUAAACCCCCAAGAACGAAACUAAUGAAGAAACAAACAAACUGAUUAAAUGUCAAAGAAAACAAGUAAACAAGAUGAUGUUGAAGAUAAACGAUUAACUGGAAAACGUUUCAAAGUCAAAGUUUAAGUGAAAGAAAAAGGAUAACAACUGAUGACCAUUGAUCACUUUAUCACACUGACCAUUGGAAAAAGAAAGAAAAGAAAGAGGAUCAACACAAUAAAGAAAGAGGAAAAAAAGCCAACGAGUCAAAAGAAACAGUUCUAAAGCGAAGAUGAAAAGUUCGAAGGCCAAAAGUGAUUAUCAUUAUCUAAUCAGUGAAACUGAUAAUGUUGAGGAUAAAGAUUAAAGAUGAAGGAUAAAAGAUGGCGAAUAACAAUAACAUGAUAAGGAAGAGUGAAAGAAACAAAUUCAACUUGGUUAACAAUAAAGUCCAAUCGUCGAUAAUCAAUAGUAUUAAUAACCAACAACUCUAAUAACUAUUAACUUCAAGUUCUAAUAUCAAUUUACCUUGUUAUCUUUUUCUAUUUUCUUUUUCUCUUCUUCUUCUUCAUCAUCAUCUUCUUCUUCUAGUUUAGCUUUCUUUUUCUUUCUUCUUCGUUAUUAUCACCAUCAUCAUCUUCUUCUAACUUUCAAUCAGAUAAAAGGAUUUCUAACUUUAUCUCAUCUCCCCUGUGGGCUUAUCAUCUCUAUCUAUGGUUAAGAUGUUAUCAUGUAAGAAGAUGAGAAGAAGAAGAAAAAAAUCUAUUAUUUCGAGCAAUUUGUUAACCUUGUCCUUAACCGAGAAGAAAUUGACUUUUGUUAAUUGUCUCUCUUUUUCUGUAUAUUGAUAGAUAAAAAAGACUAACCAAUGGUUAGAAUUCAUCUGUCUAUGGUGUGUGUCAAUUUCCAUAGAGUUUACCACAUAUUUAGAUCUAAAUCAGUGAAGAAGAUGAAGAAAAGUUCGUUAAAACUUUGAGAAGAUAUUUAUUAUUACCUUUUAUUAUUUAUUCCAAAGGUAGAGAUUGAUUAUUUUCUCUUCUUCUUCUAAAUGAUAGACGAUUAGAAGAUGAUGAGAAUUGAGAGAGAGAGAGAGAGAAUAACGAAAAAUGAUCUACCCAAUGGGGACAAUAGAAAAAAGGUCUUUUUCGACAAGAGAAACAAGAAAAUUCGGAUCGUCUUAAAAGAUAUGAGAAUGAUGAUGAUGAUGAUUAGAAAGAAAUGAUGAUGAUGGAAAAGAAAAGGUAACAAAUAAUCAGAGAAAAAGAUCUUUUUGUUUGAAGAAAAAAAAAAUAUUCUUCUUCCUUUUUUCUCUCUCUUGUCUCAUGUUUCACCUUAACGUUAACCUUACGAAUCCAUAGGAUCUUUUGUAUUGUGAAUUCGUGAAUGAUGAAUGUUUUUUUUGUCUUCGUUGAAGGAGGAGGAUGAAGAAGAUGAAGAAUAAGAAACAAAAAAAAUAAGAGAAUAUCAACUCUCAUCUUCUCUUUUUUUCUUCUUGUUUUUCUUCCUCUUUGCUCAAUCUCUUUUUCUCUCUCUCUCGGUGUCUCUUCAUUUCUACAGUAGUUUACGUCGGCAGAUUGUUAGAAUUGGUCCUCCUUCAUCUUCAUCUUUCAUUCUAACCAUUAACUAUAUUGGAUAAACUAAUGACCGUUUACCUGAAAUAACAAUUUAACUUCAAAGGUAAACAAUUAAAGGGUAACAAUCAAUUUAUUUACGGAGGAAAAAAAUAGAA